UUUUUAAAUAGAUCUUCAGUCGGAAGAGCACUAGACGCCAUGCCACUUUUUCUUUAGAUCUAGGCAUAGACAUAAACAUAUAUUUUAUAUAUGGCUCUAGGUCUAUGUACAUUUGAUUUGCUGGUCUGGAAAAGAAAGUGUUAUAAAAUACCUAAUAACUUCAAAUUUGAAAAUAACUCAAAAUGUUUUCAAUCCUCGUAUUCUUAAAAUAUUGGAUUGUUUAUUCUGCAGCUCAACAGCCAAUGGUAACCUUAACAAAUCAUGAUAUUGGUGACACAUUUAAUAUAACUUGUGAUGUGACAAGGUUUUCUGACCUUAAAGUGAUACCUAAUUAUGACUACUUGGGUGGAUUGUCAGUAUUUAGACAAACUUUCUUGACAUUAACAAAAUUACAGAUCGCUAUUUACGCACCUUUUACUCCUUUUUAUCAAUAUGAUAAUUCGACUUUUCUUAUACAAAACAACCCCCCAAAACAGUGGCUAUUUCAAUAUAGUGGAGGUAAUAGUCUUACAAACAGAAACAAAAUACAAAUCAUUGUGACAGCAGUCAACUUUCAGUGUAGUGAUGCUGGUGAAUACACAUGCAGAGCUGAUUUACCAACUGGUGAAACCUUUUUUAAUAGUCCUGCAAACAUAACAGUUAAAGCUCCAAUUUCUGCUCAUAAAAUCAAGAUUAAUCUACACAAUGGGAAUGAAAGCAACUUAUCAACUAAUAAUGUGAAAGAAAAUAUAACUUUGACUUGCACAGUCACUGGACCUCCCAAUCUCUUAAUAAUAUGGAAACAAACUGCAAAAGACUCAGCUGAAGAAUAUCCAGCAACUGGUGAAGUCAGUAAUUACAACACAUCGCCAUCUAUUGUUUCCACUGGCUGUGCAAUAAGUAAUUAUACCUCUGAACUAGAAUUUGAGCUACAAAAAACUGAUGAUGGAAACACUUACUACUGUAUAGUUUUAAACGAUACUGGUGAACAGAGCAAACUAAACUUCACUAUUCGUACUUUCCCAACUCAACAACCAAUGGUAACCUUAACACAUCAUGAUAUUGGUGACACAUUUAAUAUAACUUGUGAUGUGACAAGGUUUGCUGACCUUAAAGUGAUACCUAAUUAUGACUACUUGGGUGGAUUGUCAGUAUUUAGACAAACUUUCUUGACAUUAACAAAAUUACAGAUCGCUAUUUACACACCUUUUACUCCUUUUUAUGACAAUACGACUUUUAAUAUACAAAACAACCCCCCAAAACAGUGGCUAUUUCAAUAUAGUGGAGGUGAAAGUCGUACAAACAGAAACAAAAUUCAAAUCAUUGUGACAGCAGUCAACUUUCAGUGUAGUGAUGCUGGUGAAUACACAUGCAGAGCUGAUUUACCAACUGGUGAAACCUUUUUUAAUAGUCCUGCAAACAUAACAGUUAAAGCUCAAAUUUCUUCUCAUAAAAUCAAGAUUAAUCUACACAAUGGGAAUAAAAGCAACUUAUCAACUAAUAGUGUAGAAGAAAAUAUAACUUUGACUUGCACAGUCACUGGACCUCCCAGCCUCUUAAUAAUAUGGAAACAAACUGCAAAAGACUCAGCUAAAGAAUAUCCAGCAACUGGUGAAGUCAGUAAUUACAACACAUCGCAAUCUAUUGUUUCCACUGGCUGUGCAAUAAGUAAUUAUACCUCUGAACUAGAAUUUGAGCUACAAGAAACUGAUGAUGGAAACACUUACUACUGUAUAGUUUUAAACAAUACUGGUGAACAGAGCAAACUAAACUUCACUAUUCGUACUUUCCCAAUUUUACCUCAACAACCAAUUGUAACCUCAACACAGCACCGUGUUGGUGACAUAUUCAAUAUGACUUGUGAUGUUACAAAGUUUCCUGGACUUAAAGUAAUACCUAAUCAGGACUACUUGGCUGGAUUGUCAUUAAUUAGAAAAAGCAUUCAAUCAUGGUAUACAGAGAUCGCUGAUUACAAACCUUUUUCUACUGUCAAACAUAAUAAUGAUAACCUACCAAACCAGUGGCUAGUUCAAUACAGCGGAGGUGAAAAUUCCACAAACAGACAAACCAUCAGAAUAAUUGUGACAGCAUUCGACUUUCAAUGUAUUGAUGCUGGGACAUACAAAUGUAAAGCUGAAUUACCAAAUGGUGACUUUGUUUUCAGUAGACCUAUCGAAAUAACGGUCGAAGCUCCGAUUUCUGAUCAUAAAAUCAAGAUUAAUCGACUCAAUAGAAAUGAUAGCUACUCAUCAACUAAUUAUGUAGGAGAAAAUAUAACUUUGACUUGCACAGUCAUAGGUCCUCCUAGUCUUUUAAUAACUUGGAACCAGACAGCAAAAGGCUCAACAAAAGAAAAUCCAGCAACUGGUAAAAUCAGUUCUAACAGCACAUCAGAAUCUGUUGUUUCUGAUGGAUGUGAACUUCAUCAUUAUUAUUCAAAACUAGAAUUUGAGCUCCAAGAAAUUGAUGAUGGUAACACUUACUACUGUAUAGUUUCAAACGAUACUGGUGAACAGAGCAGAGAAAACUUCACUCUUCGUAUUAUCCCAAUUGUGAAUUCAACAAGCCAAUCAGAACCAAAACCACAACCCCAACCAGAACCCCAACCAGAACCCCAACCAAAACCCCAACAAGCUGGCUCUGGUAAAGUUGUCUGGUUGUUAGAAGGAUUAGUUGUUUUGGCAAGUGCAGCUGGUGUAAUCUACUAUUUCGUCAUUAAAAAGAAAAAUCAAGAUAGAAACUCUCAAGUUUCCUCUAAUCCUGAAGGAUCUGUCGAAUCCAAUAAUAUUGAAGCUGAUAAUUUUUGGCCCACCUCCUUCGACACAAGCCCUCAAAAGAUAACAUCAAAAGCUUCACACCACUCGGAUUAUGUCUAACUCCAAUGGGCACCUUGCUUUCUUUGUGCUGACAACAUCAAGAUGACACUCUAACCGUGGGUCUAAGAAACACGGAACCUAUAUAACAUCUGCUCCAUUGAUCUCAAAAUCCCGUUGUUGUUUUUUUAUUGAAUUAAAACAUAUUAAAUAUAAUUAUUGUAUGCCAAAUGAAAUAAUAUAAAAUGCCAAAUAAAAAAAAACAGAGCUGAUUCUAAAUGUGUUUCGUAAAUAAAUGGAUGUGGAAGUACUUUUUAAUCAUUUUAAUUUUAAUUGCUAUUAAACUUUAGCUGUUUUUAAGAGCGUUAUUACACUAGAACCUUUCUUUAAAAAACAUGACACAUUUAUUCAUUAGGGUAUUUCACAACCAAACAUUACACUUUUGUAUGUAUCCGAAAUUGAGAGACGAAAUAAAAGAUGUCGAACGUG
Messenger RNA from Biomphalaria glabrata, 3281 nucleotides. RefSeq names its product neural cell adhesion molecule 1-like. Gene Ontology annotation, cellular component: external side of plasma membrane; cell-cell junction. The record is from RefSeq and is a predicted model, not a curated record. Gene Ontology annotation, biological process: immune response; negative regulation of T cell proliferation; T cell costimulation. NCBI's taxonomy places the organism in Eukaryota, Metazoa, Mollusca, Gastropoda, Planorbidae. The transcript is spliced from 18 exons. Gene Ontology annotation, molecular function: cell adhesion molecule binding. The coding region runs from base 183 to 2855 and encodes 890 amino acids.